Aegilops tauschii subsp. strangulata is the source of this 3048-nucleotide messenger RNA. Lineage: Eukaryota; Viridiplantae; Streptophyta; Magnoliopsida; Poales; Poaceae. The record is from RefSeq and is a predicted model, not a curated record.
UGUGUUCCAAGACAAUGACGGAUCAUGAUUGUGCCUAAUUCCAAAUAGUGUGCUUGAUGUGAAUGGGCAACUGAUUAUAGGAGGAGACCACACAGCACAGAGCUAGCCAGACAUGUUGGUGGAUAGGGCUGAAGCUUGCUUUUGUCCCGAUAGCUACACACACUUCACCUGUACCUGCCAUUCCGCCCAGUUGAUCACAACACUACUGUUCCAGACGUCUCCAUUGUUCCGUUCGUCUAUAAUCCCCUGCCAUGUACAACUCCCAUGCCAUGUAUUUCGCCGAUGUUUUGUUGGCAAUUAUAUUUUGCUUCUUUGCCUUUGGCCAUGCAUGUCUUGCAGGGGUGAAGCCAGGAAGAAAGAUCAUCAUUGUCAACACGUACAAGUAGCACUGGUGCAUCCAUCCAAGAACGAAGUAGUACUAAUAUAUCGGACGUUUUGCCUCCCGAGCUCAGAUGCUUUUGCCCAUAAACAGUUCUAAAAAAAACAGUAAAAUCGGUAAAAAUAGCAGAAAAAAAUCGAAAACUGGUUUUUUUUUUUGGCGUGCAAGAUACUUAUGUGUGUGAUGUCCGUGCAAAAUUGAUGAGGUUUGGAUAUUCGAGAAGCUCGUGGCAAAAAGAAUUAUGAGUGUUGGAGAAACAUUUUUGAAAAGCAUUGUUUAGAGCCGAUUUUGUCUUUUUUUGCACGAGCUCCUUGAAUGUCCGGACAUCCCAAAAAUUUGCACUGGCAUCACGCACCUGAGCAUUUUGCAUGACAAGAAAAUCAGUUUUUGUUUUGCUAUUUUUGUGUGAUUUUACUGCUCGCCGGGUGUAGAUGAGACCGGGCAUUGUUUUGAAUUAUCUUAAUAUACCGCUCAAAAUAAAUAACUCAUACUAAUUAACGUGUGUAUAUUUAUUUUUGUAAACUCACAUAAAUGAGAUUCGUAUUGGAUCAAUUAGGUGGAUAGAUCGACUUUAGUGUCACUUGCAGAUCGGAACUACAGAUGGAAUCAUCAAUUUAUGAAUAGACGGAAUCAUCAAUUUCCGCGUAGGAGAAGACUUGCAAUUGGAGGCCGCUGUCAUGCGAAUAGACGGAGCGACAGGGCCAAGUACGUUUCGGGGAGGAAGAUAAGCGAGCGUAAGUUUUUUUAUUAGAAGAUAAGCGAGCGUUAGUUUGAGCGAUCAUCCGGGUUGUAGGCCGUAGCAUUGGUACAUUUUGCUGGAAUUUUGUCUAUUUUGGGCCAGCUCAAUAGUAUUUUUAGAAAUUCUUAAUAAAUCCUAGAUGCCCACGCAGUCCAUUCGUGCAAGGCAAUAUGUGAAACUAAAUUUUAGUCCCACAUUGCUAGCUUGGUGGGAGUUGGACCUCCUUAUAAGGAAAAGUUGUUUUCCCCAUAUAUGAUCAUGAAAAUAAAAGGGACAUUCAUGUGCGCUCCUCCUCCGCCGCACGCCUCACCGUGGGUUGAAGGUUUCACCUUUUGUCGCCGCCCUCUCGCCUGCUCAUAUUUUCAACAAUCCAAAAACCUUAUUAUAGUCAAAUUUACCCCGAGUGCUUUUUGAGGGUAUCCACUAUAAGAGGUCGCGCUUGAGAGCAGUCUUACACCGGCCCCAAGACCAGUGCUUCUGCCGCUGCUCCUAUGUCUUCGUGUUCUCUCUGUUUAAGAUCUUGCCUCGGUUUCUUGCUCUAGCCUUUCUUGUUUCACUCUAUGUUCUACAUAUGUUCUGUUCUAGUUCAUAUGUUCAGAUGCUAUUUGCCUUCACUCUGCUAAAUUACAUGACAUGUUUCAUCUGUACUACACAAGUCAUGUUUUAUCUAGUAUUUCUGUUAGCAAAAGCGUAUGGUAAAUUGCUCAUAUUUCCAACAAUCCAAAAACCUUAUUAUAGGCAAUUUACCCCGAGUGAAUUUGCUGCUUCCAUGAGACCUCCUAUGUUUGAGGGUAUCCAUUAUAAGAGGUGGCGCUUGAUAGCAGUCUUAUGGUUUCAAACCAUGAGUUGCUAUGACGCCACUCUUGGCAAAUCUGAAGGAGAUUAUGAUGCUCAGCAGGAACAAGCUUUUCAAAAAAUGGAUACCCUGUUUAAGGCUUUUCUCUUGAGUGUUCUUGUUGAGAACAUAGUUGAUGCUUAUGCGUCAAUUGAUAAUGGAAAAAACAUGUGGGAUGCACUCGAGGCCAGGUUUGGGGUCUCGGAUGCCGGCACUGAGCUGUACAUCAUGGAACAAUUCUAUGACUACAUGAUGACUAAAGAGCGCUCCGUGGUUGAGCAAGCUCACGAGAUACAGUCAUUUGCUAGAGAACUUGAGCACUUCAAUUGUAUGCUACCGGACAAGUUUGUUGCUGGAGGCAUCAUCAUUAAGUUUACUCCUUCGUGGAGGAACUUUGCUACCUUACUGAAGCAUAAGAGGCAGGAGUUUUUCGUUCUGGAUCUCAUUGGUACUCUUGACGUGGAAGAAAAGGCGAGAGCAAAAGACACACGUGCUCGAGGUAUUGAGGGAGGAUCUAGUGCCAAUCUGGUACAGAAGAAAAACUUUCAGUUCCACAAGUUCAGGAACAAGGGCAAGUUUGAUGGUAAAGCAAAGUUUGAUGGGAAGAACAAGGUUGUACAACACACCAACUUUAAGAAGAAGAAAGGUGUUUGUCAUGUGUGCGGAGAUCCUGAUCAUUAGGCUCCUAGUUGCCCUAAUUGUUAUGACAAGGAUCAUCUUGGGAAAGGCGGAAAUACCGCUAAUGUGUUCAUUGGUGACAUUGACACGAAAGAUGUUGGACCGCAGGGACUUCAACCGUGCUGAUGGGCAACGGUUCAAGUGCUUCUGUUCGUGCUGUUGGCACGGUCGAUCUAAAGAUUACUUCGGGGAAGAUCGUGCUGCUGAAGAACGUGCAUUAUGUCCCCUCCGUCAAUAAAAAUCUUGUUAGCGGAUCUCUUAUGUGUAGAGAUGGCUACAAGCUUGUCUUUGAGUCGAAUGAAUUUGUAAUAUCCAAGUAUGGAACCUUUGUUGGUAAAGGAUAUGAGUCAGGAGGCAUGUUUCGUUUAUCCUUGUCAGAUGUUUGCAAUAAAGUUGUUAAUCAUGUUUGCAACAAUA